Molecule: messenger RNA, 1788 nt
Organism: Owenia fusiformis
Lineage: Eukaryota; Metazoa; Annelida; Polychaeta; Sabellida; Oweniidae
Source: the annotation of a GenBank genome assembly
GUUCUAGCAGUUUCCUUGCUAGCGCUUCGCUUUUGUUAUGUAUGAUUAUCAUCCUUCAAGUAGACCAACAUCCAGUUGCUGGUCUCUGUCCCAGGGUUCUUAACUGGGCACCAGUAUUUAACGCCAAGAGACAAUGGGUCCCAGGAGACCUGGGAGGUCUAAAAGAGAUACAGACUGUACAAUUACAGGGUGAUACAGCAUUGCAACGAAAUAAUUCAAAUGAUGGCAAGUCUCAAGCGUACAAAUUCAAACUUGGAUACAGUUUGGAUGGCAAAUCAGAGUCAGUUUACAAAGAAGUUCCAAAUGAAGAAAAGGUUUUCACUGGUACUUGGCGCUACGACAAACCAGUCACUCAUAAGUUGACAGAUGCGUUUCUUGCACGUUAUGUGAAAAUCAUACCGAUCGAAUGGAAAACUGACGUCGGUGUGAAGUUUGAUGUGAAUGCUUGUUCAAUUACAGGGGAGAGUAAAACAAAAAAUAAUUCGACUAAUCGUUUAGUACUCGAGCAUGGGAACCUUGGAAAGACUCCAUCUAAAAGUCACAUGCGCAAAAAAAGAUCAACCUCCACGACUUCAAGAAAACAAAGAAAAGGUAGAAGAGGCGGCAGAAAGCAUCGCAUCAAGAAACACAACAAGCCGCCAAGACUUGGACGAUGUUCCUUUGUCGGUAUGAACCUACCAAAAAACAAGAUAUCAGCUUCCUCCAGUGCAAAUCAUUUUUCACCAUUCAUGGGAAUAGCUAAUACCGUGCGAAAGGGUGGAGCUUGGAUACCAAGUCCCCUAGACCAGAACCCGUGGAUUCAGAUGGACUUGUCUACUCCCAUGCAAGUGAUUGGCGUAAUUUUGCAAAGUAGUGUCAGUGGAAAAGAAUUCGUCCAGACCUUCAAAUUCGGCUACAGUUUAAAUGGCAUUACAUUUAAUAUGUACAAAGAACGAGGCAACACUGCUAAAGAAUUUUUGGGCAACACAAAAAAGAGGUCCACCAAAAUGAACAUGUUUUAUCCUGGCGUUACUGCAAGAUAUGUUCGUCUUUACCCGUUGGAGUGGACCGAUGCUAUUGCAUUGCGAUUUGAUGUUAUUGCAUGUGAAAUUAAAGAUGGUUCUACCAUAGGACGACUAUCAAAAAGACACAAACGCUUGAAAAGAUCAACUUCGAAAUACAGAUCCAACAGAAGAGAACAAAUAGAUCGAAAAAGGGAAAACAUGGAUAGAAGGAAAGACCGGCGUAAAGAGAGUCGCAAAGUGAAACCUAAAAGCAAACACAAGAUGACAAAAUCUAAAAAAUUUUCAAAGAAACCCUCAACAGCAUUGGAUCGUAAAAACAACAAUGAGCCAAACCUGGGAAUGUGUAGUUUGGUCGGUAUGAAACUACCAAAGAACAGGAUAACAGCGUCCUCUAGUGCAAACCAUUUUUCACCUUAUAUGGGUAUUGCCAAUACCAUACGUGAAAAGGGAGCUUGGAUACCGAGCCAACGAGACAGAAGACCAUGGAUUCAGAUAGACUUGUCUGUUCCUAUGCAAGUUAUAGGGAUAUUGUUACAAAGCAGUGUCAACGGCGAUGAAUUCGUUAAGACCUUCAAGUUCAGCUACAGUUUGGAUAAUUCUACGUUUGAUAUGUAUAGAGAACAAAAUGAUACUGUUAAAGUAUUUUUGGGUAACACAGAAAAGAUGUCCACCAAACUUAACACAUUUUAUCCUGGCGUUACUGCAAGAUAUGUUUGCCUUCAUCCGUUGGAAUGGAAUGAUGCUAUUGCACUGCGAUUUGAUGUUCUUGCUUGUGAAAUCAAAG